Molecule: messenger RNA, 1036 nt
Organism: Daucus carota subsp. sativus
Lineage: Eukaryota; Viridiplantae; Streptophyta; Magnoliopsida; Apiales; Apiaceae
Product: probable protein phosphatase 2C 28
Exons: 5
Coding region: 1-774 (257 amino acids)
Biological process (GO): peptidyl-threonine dephosphorylation
Molecular function (GO): protein serine/threonine phosphatase activity
Source: RefSeq, a predicted model, not a curated record
AUGGGAGAGCUUAGUAAGGGAGGAAGGUGGAAGACUUCAGAUGACAGUGGAGAUGCAAAAGUGGUUAGUAGAGGUGAUGCUGGACUGGCCCAUGAAAAUGAUAGGAAAUAUCAAAAUCGGAAUGUCACACAUGGAUUCCAUAUGGUACGGGGAAAGAUGGGUCACUGGAUGGAAGAUUUUAUUGUCGCUGAUAACAGGAAGGUUUCUGGGUAUUAUUUGGGGCUCUAUGCAAUUUUUGAUGGUCACUCUGGUUGUGAUGUUGCCAAAUACUUGCAGAGUCAUCUCUUUGAAAAUAUUCUGAGCCAGAUGACAUAUCAUUUGCACUCAAAUCCCCGUAAUAUCAUGUUUGUCAAAUUUGGUGACUCCCGUGCAAUAUUGUGCAGAAAUGGUAAAGCCAAAGGAAUAACAAUUGACCAUGAGCCAUUAAAGGAGAAAAAACAAGUUGAAAACAGAGGGGGAUUCGUUGUAAAAUUGCCAGGGAACGUCCCUCGUGUGGACGGCCAACUAGCAAUGACAAGAGCAUUUGGAGACAAAAAAGUUAAGAAACACAUUACAGCCAAGCCGGAUGUUAUAAUCAAGAAGAUAGACAAGGACAUAAACUUCCUGAUACUGGCGAGUGAUGGUCUCUGGAAGGUGAUGUCAAACCAGGAGGCUUGUGAUUGCAUUUGUAAUAUUACCAAUGCUCAAGAAGCAUCAGAGCAGCUGAUUAAGGAGGCGCUACUUAGGGAGAGUCGUGACGAUAUCUCCUGUAUAGUAGUCAUGUUUGAUGGAUAAUCUAAUUGUCCUGUGUUGACGGAUAAUCUGAUCAUCCUUCAACCUCUAUGGGGACUCCAUAUCGAUGUCUGGACUGAGAAGCAAUGCCUAAAGGGCAUGAAUGAAAGUAUAGAUCCUUAUAUAGAAAGCUUAAGUUGUCUGUAGAAAAGUCUCCUAGAUUUUAAAUAGUACUAUCAAGUCAGAAGUCUGUAUAUCUGUUUAUACUUUCGCUGAGAUUUCCAUAUGGUGUUGUAUAACUUCAUUACGUUAUGGUAUUUUAUUU